Messenger RNA from Protopterus annectens (West African lungfish), 1598 nucleotides. It is a transcript of the gene TNFRSF17, whose product is annotated as TNF receptor superfamily member 17. The transcript is spliced from 3 exons. Bases 1 to 837 code for a protein of 278 amino acids. Gene Ontology annotation, biological process: tumor necrosis factor-mediated signaling pathway. NCBI's taxonomy places the organism in Eukaryota, Metazoa, Chordata, Ceratodontiformes, Protopteridae. Gene Ontology annotation, molecular function: signaling receptor activity. The record is from RefSeq and is a predicted model, not a curated record.
AUGACACCUACAGAAGGCACAGACCCUGAGAUGUCGAAGGCCAAGGCCCCCAGGGGAAGGGUUGCCUCUGACAAUGUCAGAGCCAUCAGCAGCCCUGAGGAACCAGUGCCAAUGUCUCAGAUCCAGGACCCACUCUCCUCCAAAGGAAUCGAGGCAGAGCCAGUCAGGGACACUGUCAGAGUUGAAGAAAGGGAUAUUCUGUGCUUUGACUCUGGUCUACUUGAGAGUGUCAGGCCCUGCAGCACUGAAGCUGAAGGUCAGAUCAGAGGAGGAGGCUGGUGUAUCAGGGUUAGUAUUCUCAUGGAUCCAGCAUGGGUUGGAGAAGUUGAUACAGCUACAAGUCGGGUGAUCCAGACAACAGAGACCCACUGGGCUAUGUGGGUAAUUUUAGGAACCACUGUCUUUUUAGUUUUCAUGGUUAUCGCAUUAGCUGCCUUACUUCAAAGACUGCGACAGAAAACAAAGAAUGCUGCAAAGGAAACAGAUCCAGAGCUACACGUAAAUAUGUCGACAGGUGAAGGUGAAACACUUCACAACAGCAAUAUCUCCUGUGAUGUGCCAAAGGAGUUUCAUGUGGAAACAACAGAAGAAACAGAAAAAACAGAAACUGCUGUCUUUUGCCAAGUUGAAAUUUGUACAUGCCAAGAUGAAGAACGACUGCAGUCCAGCACCUCUGUUCACAGUUCUGUAUGUGAUACAUCAUUUCCUUUGCCUGCCACUGAAGAGGGGGCCACUGUGCUUGUGACCACAAAAACAAAUGAGUACUGCAGCAAUACACCAAAUGCCAAGAACGAUGCAUUCCUUAGACUCUGGACAUCUAUUUUUGGUACCUAUUAAACAAAAUGUGCAGGUCACACAUUCAUUCUGGCCUGCUCUAAGCAAAAUACCAACAACAGCAUAUCAAGCUAACAUACAUUCAAAACAGUGAAUAUAUUGUGUAUUUUUGUAGCAAACUGUCAUGGUUAAAGAAACUAUUUCAGCUGAACAAGGAUGCUUUCUAAUUUCAUUUAAGUUCCAGUGCAUGUCCCUGGGACAAAAAUAAAGAAAAACUGUGUCUCAACAUUUAUUAGCUAAAAACGUCAUACUUAAAUCUAAGAACAAAAUAAACAGUAAAAGGCAGACAUCUGCAUAAUGAUAACAUUUGGAACAGAAUGUAAAAUUAAUGCUAUACUUCAUUAUAUGCUAUCAAAAUUAAGAUAAUUUAUUUGCUACUGCUAUGAAGAAAAUGUACUUAUAUAUGUAUUUUUGUGUGUAAUAUUCUUUUCUAAGAAAAACAGCACAUACUGACAGCUCACCUAAAGACUCUGCACAGCAAAUAAAGACUGCUUCACACCAGCAAUCUGGGUUUGUGAAUGGACCAGAGAAUGACCCUGCCAGCUAUGUGGUGAAGGAUAAAAAUGCCAAACAGAAGUUCUCCUUAUGUGGAUGUGAAGACAGGCUUAGCUGGCAGCUGAACAGUAUGGACCCCCAAGGAAGACAAGACUUUCUGGCAUGUACUAAAGCUUGUGUAUAAGCAUAGGUACAGGCAUGCAUGUAUAAUUUAUAUGAUCUUUAUUAAUAGUUUCUUCAAGCUUCAGCAUCACUAAACUUCAUCUCAA